Molecule: messenger RNA, 3311 nt
Organism: Cricetulus griseus (Chinese hamster)
Lineage: Eukaryota; Metazoa; Chordata; Mammalia; Rodentia; Cricetidae
Source: RefSeq, a predicted model, not a curated record
AAACUUGAUGAUGGGCACUUAAACAACUCCCUGGGUUCUCCAGUUCAAGCCGACGUGUACUUCCCACGACUGAUAGUUCCAUUUUGUGGGCAUAUUAAAGGUGGCAUGCGGCCAGGCAAGAAGGUAUUAGUGAUGGGCAUCGUAGACCUCAACCCAGAAAGCUUUGCCAUCAGCUUGACCUGUGGUGACUCGGAAGAUCCUCCUGCCGAUGUGGCGAUUGAACUCAAAGCUGUGUUCACAGACCGGCAGCUCCUCAGAAACUCUUGUAUCUCAGGAGAAAGGGGUGAAGAACAAUCAGCGAUCCCUUACUUCCCAUUCAUCCCAGACCAGCCAUUCAGGGUGGAGAUUCUUUGCGAGCACCCACGUUUCAGAGUGUUUGUGGAUGGACACCAACUUUUUGAUUUUUACCAUCGUAUUCAAACAUUAUCUGCAAUUGAUACCAUAAAGAUCAAUGGGGACCUCCAGAUCACCAAACUUGGCUGAUGUUUUAAACUCUAUUUCUAAUAUGAUCAGGUGCCACAACUCCAUGACUGUCUGAAAGAAGUGUCCUAGCAAGAUCUGCAGACUUAAAAAGAAAACAAAAACAAAAGGCAAACAUCACUGUCUCUCUCUGUGCAGUUUAAGUCCAGAAUGACAACUUCAUCUGUGGUUUGCCCAGAGGCAGAAAGCUCCCAAGAAAGACACCGAGCCAUUAUGCCCAGAACAAAAUAAUACAUUUAUGCUGGAUUUUAUUCAGACUAAACUAAAAUGGAUUUGUGAUAUUUGUGAUUGGGUAACAAUUAGUUAUCAUUUCAGAGCAAGAUGAUAUUUAGAAACAAAAGUGCUGAAGACCUUAAAAACAACAACGGUACAUCAAAUCGAUACAUUUCUGCACUAAAGUGGAAUUGUGUAGCACAACCGACAUUUUAGUCAGGGUAUUUACAUAGAAUGUAGAUUGUGCAAGGUUUGGUUUCUUAAUGUUUUCUUGGGGGUUGUUUUGUUUUUGUUUUGUUUUUAGCACAGCAUCAUGUUAACCUGGAUUUUUAAGCUUUGUCAGUUAUUUAUUUAUAUUCAGUGUAUGUAUUAAUGUAUUAGAGAAUGAGCAAUGUCUACAAAUUAUGAACUUAGGUCUGAGGGGGAGUAUUAUGUAGUCCAAGCAUAAAACAAGUGGAUUUAUACCUUAAAGAAUUUGAGCAUAUUCUCCACUCCCCUCAACUUUGGCUUCUUAACAUAAAUUGCUUUAAGUGCUUUUGGGGAAAUUUUGCAACAUUUCGAUAAAACUCAAGUUUUUGUCGAUAAUGUGAACUUUUGUUUGCAUUGCUUUUUCUCCUUCCUGUGAAUUAGCACGGUAUUGGCUUCCUUAAGGCGAACUACUCCCUAGGUCUACAUAAUAGCUCAUUAAGUUGUUAUUAAAUUAAUGGAAAGCAUAUAAGAGGUGAUUGCAUAGACAACUUUUAAAAUUAUAUCAGUUUUUAAUAGUAUACUACGAAAUGAUUCCAGAACACGGUGUAAGGCAGAAGCAAAUUGCCCCAAAUUACUUACUGGGAAAUAAUUUAUAUAAACUUAGGCUGUUAGCUCAUUGCAUAAUUUUUCUUCUGAGACCCUCCCCAGUAUCCCUCAGCAAUGCCUUUGGAGCUUCUGAGUAGGUGAUGCUGCCUCUGCCUCUGUGUUGUUCUGCAGGAAGUAGGAUAAGGUGGGAUCCAGUUAGGUCAUCUGAGAGAUUGUAAUGAUUUCAGGUCAUUGAGUCCAGCCAGUAGUGUUCAUGCUUCCAGUGAAACUGCUUCCCUGCACUUGCAGAACUAAUCAAAUAGAAGCCAUCUCUAGUGGUGGGCUGCAGAUUAUUGAUGUGUCUGCAAAGGUAGGGGAUGGUUAGAGUCAUAGGAUUGUGUUUCACACACGGCAUUGGUCCUACAGAGAAGGGCCCCGGGCAUUGGCCCAGGAAGAAGAAAGGGGUGCUGGGUGGGGGUGUGUUUAUAUAUAAUUUAGGUUUUGUUUGUACAGUGUAUGUAUCUUAUUAGGGCAUCCCCUUGUCCUGCUUUGCUUUUAAGGUUCUUUUUACACAACAUGCAGAGGCACUGAAGUGGCCAUGUCAUCUUCAUGUGUCAAGAAUGUAGACAGUGUUUCAGAACCAAAGUUUAAGAUAAAUAAAGCAAACUAAAAUAACGAAUUUUUUACAGAUGAUAUAUUUGGAUCCUUCUCAACUUUGAAACUGUUUAGCACAGUUCCAUGGUGUUAUAUACAAAGACUUGUCCACCGAGACCAGCUGCAUCUUCCAAAGCUUUAUGUACCCGCUGACUCCUCAGCCAUAGUCAGCCAUAAGAGCUGUUUCAGAGCUCCAGGUGUUUUUUAAGCCUGUGAUAAAUUUCUCAUGGUUCAAAAAGCCACUUUUGAGGAGUGUUUAUCUUAGAAAGCACCCUGAAAUAUAUUUGUAAGAGCUUGGAUUCAACUUAUGUAGUAAACACCCCACACCACCCCCCAGAGGGCUCUUCUGAGUGGCCAAGAGUGUGUAAUUCAGGGGAGUGGGAGUGACUUCUCUGCCUGUCAGCUAACUCAUCAGCAGCUGAUCCCUCAGACUUGGUAUGGAAAACAAUGUUAAACCAUCGCCAUACAGGUCAGAGGGGUCCUCUGACUAGCCUUCUGGGAUUUGUCUAAGUGGUGUGAUGGCUUCAUUUUGGACCAGCUAAAUAAAUAGGGGACACACCCAUUGUCCUAAUGGCUAGCUAGAAAUGAGGACAAGUUCACACUCUCAGCCUGAGAGGUCUAAUGUGGGAAUUUCAGGAUGGAAAGUGCAAUUUGAAGCUUCAGGGGGAAAGUAUUUGCAUACAUAAGGAGUUAUAUCCACCCAGAGCCCUAGUUUUGCAAUAACUAAAACCAAGGGAUAACAGGCUCUGGGGAAAUAAGAAGCAGGCUUUAGACAAUCUGCAGCAGAAUUGGAGUAAAUGUGUCUAUCAAGUUAAUUGAAGUGACUUUACUUUCUGGGCUGUCCCAGAAUUGUCUUAAAAUUAGUAUUUUUUUAAAUUUUGAAGCCCGGUUUCAAAUCCUGCCAAUUUCUCUAAAACCCCCUAAGAGAUCACUCUUAGAAUUGUCAAUGCACUAAAUGGCAAAUCCAUGUGCAUUAAGAGAAAAUUUCCAAAAGAGGAUUGAGCCCUAUUGCCUUGAGGAAACAGCUUUGGCAUUUUCUGGCAUUAAUGUAAAGAUAAUGUUCCUUGGAUGACAUAUUUUCAAAGAAACACUUUCUUAUUUACUGCGUGGUGUAAAGUAUUGUUAAAUGUGUUGUUACAUUAUGUCACUGCUGAAAGUUAUUUGCACUAUAAUAAAGGAAUUUUCUACAA